Messenger RNA from Sphaerodactylus townsendi, 1572 nucleotides. It is a transcript of the gene SHISAL1, whose product is annotated as shisa like 1. The transcript has 7 exons. Lineage: Eukaryota; Metazoa; Chordata; Lepidosauria; Squamata; Sphaerodactylidae. The coding region runs from base 29 to 1234 and encodes 401 amino acids. The record is from RefSeq and is a predicted model, not a curated record.
GCGCAGGGAUCAAACUCUGCAGAGUUCAAUGGGACCCGCUCGGAAACAAAGUGCCGGUAGGAUCCCAGCCCCACCGCCACAGCCCGACGGAUCCCGGGACUCCCCCUCCGGCAAGUCGUGCGGGGAUCGCAGCUUCCCUGCAGACCAGGAGGGAGCUUCCUGCCGCAAGACCCUUGGCGACGACGAGGGUCCACCCCGGAGCAGCCGGCCACACGACGGGACGCGCCCUGCCGAGGAACCUGCAGCCGCGUCGCCGGGGGGAGACGGGGGCUGGGACGCUUGGGGGGGGGGGGUGUCUUCCUCUCCGGCGGCCAACGAUGCGGCUCUGGGCCAGGCAAUUUUCGAACGGAUCAAUGAAAACAAAACGAUGACAAGUUGUGGUCUACAGUCCUUGAAUACACUGAUGAUUGUAUUUUCUGUGCUUCUACCAACAGCGCUGUCUGCACAUUUUCGAGUCUGUGAGCCAUAUACAGACUACAAGGGCCGUGAACAUUUUGGAUUCCACUGCCCACGCCUUUCUGACAAUAAAACGUACAUCUUUUGCUGUCACCAUAACAACACCGUGUUUAAAUACUGCUGUAAUGAGACGGAGUUUCAGACUGUUAUGCAGAUGAACCUAACGGUGAGCGCAGAUGGAUACAUGCAUAAUAAUUACAGUGCAUUGUUAGGAGUGUGGAUCUAUGGGUUUUUUGUUGUGGUCUUGCUGGUACUAGACCUUUUAUAUUACUCUUCAAUGAACUAUGACAUUUGCAAACUGUACCUAGCAAGAUGGGGAAUCCAGGGAAAAUGGAUGAAGCCGGAACCAAGCCGGUGGAUUAAACCUUCUCAGGACCCAAGACAAGUACAGCCUCAGCCUCAAUCUCAGCUUCAAGCAUCACAAGUUGUCCAUGCAUUCAAAGGAGAAGCUUUAAAUCCAUCACUGAUGUCUUUUCCGAGUUCUACAGCCUGUGCUAAACGGGGAUCCUGUGUUAGGAUCAGCCAUUCAGGGUGGACACACCACCAGCCCGUGUCUCCUGAGAAGACCACCCCUAGGAGCAGCAUGUAUCCUGCAGUGAAGUAUCAAGAUUCCCAGUUUAAGACAUUGCGAAGCCGCCAGGAUGCCCCACGUUGCCCUGGUGUGGGGGCUGACAACACCUCUACCACAAAAACAUAUUUUGACGUGCCUCAGGAUGGGAGAGCCAAGAUCACAGUCCAAGAAGAGCAUCUUCCAAAGGGAGAGAAAGACGCCAUUUGACUGGGUGACUAAGGAAACUCAAACAAGACGGCAGUUUUUCUAAUCGUCUGGGGAGAACCACCACUGUGUCUGUUUGCAAUAUGAAGAAACUUCAGUGAGGAACCAGACUGCAAGCAAUACCUUCGAGACAGAGACCAACUUGUACAAAAGGAGACAAACGUAUUGGAGGGAACACCUGUAGCAGUGGAACCAAGUUACUCCAGUAGGAAUCCAAGUUGAACUGGCCACGGACUACAGUAUAAACCUUUGGUAGAUAUUCUUUCUUUGCGUCACCUAUCCAUUAAAUUUACCGUUUGAGCCCAGCCUCCUAACAAAAAUAAAUGCAACUUUUCACAAAA